AUGGUGCCUGCAAGUUUUCAACUCACAGAAGAAAUUAUGUCAGCUUCGUGUCUGACAAAACCCAUCAAUGGCCGUGCUGGACAAAAUAUGACCAAGCGCAACAAGGAGGAGGAUGGGGAUGCCAUUGCCGCAGUGCCUCAAGCCGUGGCGGCGCCGGUUCUUGGGAAGUCCACUUCAAUGGUUUUGUUUGAUGACGCAUCUGCUGACAAACUUGGCACGUGGUUUGACGAUGUAAAUGAAGCCUUAGCGAGGUGUUUUUUUUUUUUGGCUCUGCUGUUGUUUGCCGGGGACGUACUUUUCUCGCGUGGUACGAGCAGAAGUACUUUCCUAUAUUUCGUGGCUGGAGUGUGA
Trypanosoma rangeli is the source of this 351-nucleotide messenger RNA. Its product is annotated as trypanothione synthetase. NCBI's taxonomy places the organism in Eukaryota, Euglenozoa, Kinetoplastea, Trypanosomatida, Trypanosomatidae. Bases 1 to 351 code for a protein of 116 amino acids. The record is from RefSeq and is a predicted model, not a curated record. The transcript has a single exon.